AUGAAUGAUUCGGAAUAUGAGAGUGAUAAAGAGGACAAGUGCAUCCCAAGAUUUAAAAAGAAAAGCGAAUGGAAUCCACCAAGGAGUAAGAACGACAAUUUAGAAUCCUUUAUAUCAUCAAUUAAAACUGAAGUAAAAUCAUCAGUCAGUGGCAAACGUUUAAGGAAUCUCUCUGAACAAGAAAGCCAGGCCAUAAAUAAUUUAAAAAGCCGUGAUGAUAUUGUUAUUAAACAAGCAGACAAAGGAAGUGCAGUUGUAGUGAUCAACAAAACCGACUACAUUGAAGAAGGGAAUCGUCAGCUUUCAAAUACAAAAUUUUACAAACAUUUAGAAAGUGAUCCUACAAAAGAAAUAAGUAAACAAAUUAAUGAGGUCCUUUCAGACAUGAACAGCAAAAAACAUAUUGAUGACGACACGUACGACUAUCUACGACCUGAUGAAACCUGCACAGCCGGUCGAUUUUACUUGCUCCCAAAACUCCAUAAAGAAGGGAUUCCGGGAAGACCGAUAGUAUCUGCAAAUGGCCAUCCAACCGAAAAAAUAUCUGAAUUCGUGGAUUACCAUCUCAGACCACAUGUUAGAACAAUGCCAUCUUACAUUCAAGAUACUACAGAUUAUUUGAAGAAAAUGGAUUCAUUAAACCCCUUACCAAACAACACAAUUUUGGUAUCGAUGGAUGUGUCUUCUUUGUACACAAAUAUUCCCAAAAAUGAAGGAAUAGUCGCUUGUGAACAGGUAUGGAACAAUCGUAAGGAUAAACAUCCCCCAACAGACUGUCUGGUUCAGUUGCUAAGACUAGUGCUUGAAAACAACAAUUUUGUAUUCAACGACCAGCACUACUUGCAGGUUGACGGUACCAAAUUUUCUGUCUAUACAAAUCCAUGUAUAAGGAAGGCGAAUUAA
This is a messenger RNA of Mytilus trossulus (common blue mussel), 903 nucleotides long. RefSeq lists its product as uncharacterized. Bases 1 to 903 code for a protein of 300 amino acids. The transcript is spliced from 2 exons. Lineage: Eukaryota; Metazoa; Mollusca; Bivalvia; Mytilida; Mytilidae. The record is from RefSeq and is a predicted model, not a curated record.